UGUGUUGCUCUCUGAUGAGAAGGAAGCUGUCUGGAACUCUGGAAAUCUGGCUGUGAUUGCUCUUCAAAAGCAAGAGGCAUCUUUUGUGGACUGAAGUUUCAGAAAGAAUGUUUCAGACAUUUAAAGAAUGGUUUUGGUUGGAAAGAUUCUGGCUUCCUCCAACAAUAAAAUGGUCAGAUCUUGAAGAUCACGAUGGACUCGUCUUUGCAAAACCCUCUCAUUUAUAUAUGACAAUUCCAUAUGCUUUUGGCUUGCUGAUUAUUAGACAUUUCUUUGAAAAGUUUAUUGCUCUACCUCUAGCAAAAACACUUGGCAUUAAAGAGAAAGUUCGAAAGAUUAUACCAAAUACCAUCUUAGAGAAUUUUUUCAAACAUUCCGCAAGGCAACCAUCUCAAACUGAUAUUUAUGGACUGGCAAAGAAGUGUAAUUUGACAGAGCGCCAGGUGGAAAGAUGGUUUAGGAGUCGGCGGAAUCAAGAGAGGCCUUGCAGGAUAAAGAAAUUCCAGGAAGCUUGCUGGCGAUUUGCAUUUUACUUAAUGAUUACUGUUGCUGGAAUUGUAUUUCUUUAUGAUAAGCCUUGGGUAUAUGACCUAUUGGAGGUUUGGAAUGGCUAUCCCAGACAGCCCUUGCUGCCAUCCCAGUACUGGUACUACAUUUUGGAGAUGAGUUUUUAUUGGUCUCUUGUAUUUAGCCUUGGCUCUGAUGUCAAGAGGAAGGAUUUUCUAGCUCAUGUCAUCCACCACCUGGCUGCUAUUAGUUUGAUGAGCUUCUCUUGGUGUGCUAAUUAUAUUCGCAGUGGGACCCUCGUGAUGAUUGUGCAUGAUGUGGCUGACAUUUGGCUGGAGUCUGCUAAGAUGUUUUCUUAUGCCAGAUGGAGGCAAACCUGUAACAUCUUGUUUUUCAUCUUCUCCGCUGUGUUUUUCAUCAGCCGCCUCAUUAUUUUUCCUUUCUGGAUUUUAUAUUGCACGCUGAUUCUGCCUAUGCACUACCUCGAGCCUUUCUUUUCAUACAUCUUCCUCAACCUCCAGCUCAUGGUCCUGCAAAUCCUUCACCUUUACUGGAGUUACUUCAUCCUGAAGAUGCUCAUAAGAUGUAUGUUCUUGAAGGACAUGCAGGAUGUGAGGAGUGACAAUGAGGAUGAGGAGGAAGAGGAGGAGGAGGAAGAGGAGGAAGAGAAUAUCAAAGGCAAAGAGAAAGACUCUUUGAAGAACGGCCUCGGAGCCAACAGGACCCUCAUUCCCAACGGUCAGCAUGGCCAUUAGCUUGAAACCCACAUAGCUCCUGGGGCACAGUGCGCUGCAAGGGUUCCUGGAGGCUGGAAGUGCUCCCCCCAUCUCUGUGGCCUAUAGGACCCCAGGGACCCCAGAUUCUGCCCUUCCCUUUUCCUGACCACCACCUUCCUCUCCACCCCCACAAGAUGUGUUUAACAAAAUGUCGUUAACUUGUGUUAAAAUGUUAAAUAUAAGCAUCCCCAUGGAUUUUACUGCAGUUAGGACUCAGACUGGCCAAAGAUUUCAAGAUUUCUCCAGAGAACCGUUUCAGUUCUGAUUGUGUUCAUUCACGCAUUUGAGACGUUUGGCUUUUUUAGGAGCUCACUUCAUUGCAGGCUUUUCUCCUUCCCACCUUGCCUCUCCUCAGGAUGGUUAAAGAAGCACUGAGUUGACCCACUUUUUCUGGGUAUGUUUGGCCACAGAGAAUAGCUCAUCUCCCAAGAAUGAGCUAGAGGUGGCGAUGGGACAGUGGCAGAAGGCCCGAACCAGGAACUGGAUUUCCAGGGCUCACGGGCCACUUGCAGGUUUUAAACCUUCCAAGCCUUGGUGCUCCAUCUCUCCAGUGGGACAGUGCCCCCUGCCCUGCCUACCUCACAGGUAGGGUCGGAGGAAGAAUCCCAUGAGAUAAUAUCAGAAGUGAACGUGCAGGCUGCCAACUGGGGUGUUCUUGUUACCUGACCCUCGUUUCACUGUGAUUCCAGCUCUGCUGGGGAGAGAGAAACCUGGCUAAACAUGGCACUGAAUGGGCCUGAAUGAAAGACACGAUCUUAAAAAACAUUCCUUUUAAAUGUGUCUAGAGAUACCUGGAAAUGCAAAUACCUAGAAGGUUGUUUCCGUUUUAUUUGAUGACUAUUUAUUUGUUAGCAGCCCAAAGGUAAUUCUCAAAUUCCCAGGAAUUCUCCUCCCUUAGGCCCAGUGGCCCAGGGGAGGUAGUUUGGGUGCCAUUCCUUCUUGUCUUUUGCUGGUCUCUCACUGUUUUCCCUGCUGCUGCCCUGAGCCCCUCCCUGAGCUUCAGUGGCCGUUGGGUCCACCUGGGGCCUCUCUGGGGGAGUCAGAGCAGGUCAGGUUGCUCACUGAACCAUUAUCACCCAGGAAGCCUGAGCCUCUGGGGCUGACCUACAUGUGAGCUCCUGACCAAAAGGAAAUCUUGGAAACAGAAAGAGGAUGCUACACUAUUUCAUCUCUGCUACCCAACCCAAGCAGACUGCAUCACAGUAAAACAGAACAAAACAAAAGGCUGGAAAAUAGCCCUGAGCAAUGUCCAAGGACAGGUGUUAGCGUCAGUGACAGCUCCUGGGGCCACCUGAGGAUGGAUAGGGGCUGGCGGGUCAGUAGCACUCUUGGCCCCCACAGUGGGUGCAUCUCCUGAGCCAGUGUGCAGGGCAGAUCUCAGAGACAUCUUAGGUUUCUACUGACUGGAGAGAGGCAGAGCCUUGCAGAGAAAGAGCCUGAGCAGAAUAUGCAACCUCCCCCUCCCCACCCCAGUCUCUCACAUUUUUUGGUCACAUUUUGCACCUUCAUCCUGUUUUGCUCAGGACCUGUGUUAUAAACCAGUAGGAGCUGGGACUGUGGCCUAGUAGAGCAUCCACACAGGCUCCACCAGGGUGGCUGUGGCCCUGGAGCGGGAAGGGCUGUACACAGAAAAAGUGUCUGCGUUUUUUGUUUUUUAAUAAAAAGAUGUUUUUAAAACCUUUAGGCUAAACCAAAACCAAAACCAAAAACCCUUCAGAAUUCUUUAUUCAACAAAAUCUGUUUUUGAGAAAUUGUUAGAACAAUAGAAAAACAUGUGUCAAGUUUUCUCUGCAUAAUAUUUGCUUUAUGAGUACAAUAACACAUGCAUUAUAUGUAUAAUGUUAUAUUAUAAAUCUCAAAUGCCUCUACUCAUUUUGGGGCGUAGCUGUUGAAUUAUUAUUAAUAAUAAUAAUAAUAUUAUUGGUGGAAGAAGAUCACACUAAGAUAUUAUUUUCUUGUUUCCAGUUAACAGACUUUUUUUUUCCUUGAUAUAUUUUGGUCUUAUCUCUGUACCAAAUAUCUUCUUGCUUAAGGUUAAAAAUUGUUUAUUUGCUGCUUUAUCCUCCAGUUCUUUAUUUCUUAUUUGAAUGUUACAGAUAAAAUUGUGAUAUGACCAUUUCAACUCUCUCUGAUGCAGCUGGAAGCACUAGACUACCUCUUAAGAGGUGUUUUUGUACAUCCUUUAGGACUUUUGUGGUUAAUUUUAAAGGUAACUUCUCUUUCUACAAUAAAUAAAGGCUCUACACCAGAUGACUUUAUAAAAAUGCAGUCCACCGUGCCACCAAUAUUAUUGUAAUGGUAAUGACUUGCCAUAAAACAAAGACAGA
Messenger RNA from Diceros bicornis minor, 3610 nucleotides. RefSeq names its product ceramide synthase 3 (gene CERS3). Bases 108 to 1262 code for a protein of 384 amino acids. Gene Ontology annotation, biological process: ceramide biosynthetic process. The record is from RefSeq and is a predicted model, not a curated record. Gene Ontology annotation, cellular component: membrane. The transcript is spliced from 11 exons. NCBI's taxonomy places the organism in Eukaryota, Metazoa, Chordata, Mammalia, Perissodactyla, Rhinocerotidae. Gene Ontology annotation, molecular function: sphingosine N-acyltransferase activity; DNA binding.